This is a messenger RNA of Acanthopagrus latus (yellowfin seabream), 2717 nucleotides long. RefSeq names its product SRY-box transcription factor 7 (gene sox7). The coding region runs from base 307 to 1527 and encodes 406 amino acids. The record is from RefSeq and is a predicted model, not a curated record. Gene Ontology annotation, molecular function: DNA-binding transcription factor activity, RNA polymerase II-specific; RNA polymerase II cis-regulatory region sequence-specific DNA binding. The transcript is spliced from 2 exons. Gene Ontology annotation, biological process: cell differentiation; regulation of DNA-templated transcription; anatomical structure morphogenesis. NCBI's taxonomy places the organism in Eukaryota, Metazoa, Chordata, Actinopteri, Spariformes, Sparidae.
CCAUCCACCAGGAAAGACUGAAUCAUAACUCACACGGAGGAGCGCGCCGCUGCCUGAGCACAUCUGUGGCUUGUUCCCCUCAAACCUCUGCUGACAUCUGACUGCUGCAGCUCUGCUCAUCCAGUCAGUGUGUGUGGAUUCCUGUAGGGUUUUUUUCCCCUAUUAUUAUUAUUAUUAUUGUUAUUAUUCUCUUUCAUCCAGCCUUCAGUUUACUUUCCUCUGAGAACUUUUGUCAGAGACGAGAAAAAAAAAAAAAGCGCCCGUGAAGUUUUUUUUUUUUUUUUUGGAGAAGGUGAGAGCGCGCAGAUGGCAGCCCUCAUCAGCGCGUACUCGUCGUGGCCGGAGUCCUUCGAGUGUCCUCCAGGAGACGGGGACGUGGCCGACGGACACGGCCCGCACAGGACGGCCGUGGACAAGGCGCCGGAGCCGCGGAUCCGACGGCCCAUGAACGCGUUCAUGGUGUGGGCCAAAGAUGAGCGCAAACGGCUGGCGGUCCAGAACCCGGACCUGCACAACGCCGAGCUCAGCAAGAUGUUGGGUAAGUCCUGGAAGGCCCUGACUCCUCCUCAGAAGAGGCCCUUCGUGGAGGAAGCGGAGAGGCUCCGGGUGCAGCACAUGCAGGACUACCCCAACUACAAGUAUCGGCCUCGCCGGAAGAAGCAGCUGAAGCGCAUCUGCAAGCGCGUGGACCCCGGCUUCCUCCUGAGCGGCCUGGCCCCUGACCAGAACGCCCUGCCCGACCAGCGUGCCCUCUGUCACCCCCUCGACAAAGACGAGGGCGGCCCCAACGGUGUCGGCGGCAGGUUUUCCAGCCCCAGUCCUGCACUGCCCAGCGUCAGAACCUUCAGGGACCCGGCCGGUUCCAACAGCAGCUUUGACACCUACCCCUACGGCCUGCCCACCCCCCCUGAGAUGUCCCCCUUAGACGCCAUGGAUCACGAGCAUGUGCCUCCCUCUUAUUAUUCAACAUCUGGUAGCUCCUCCGUCUCCUGCUCCUCCUCGGCUUCCUGUCCCGACGAGCACCACCAGAACCAGACACACAUGGGCAGCCCGCCUCCUUACCACAGUGACUACGCUCAGACCCAAAUCCACUGUGGGAGCGCACACAUAGGUCACAUCCCUCACAUGUCCCAAAGUGGUCCUGGUGGGCUGAUCCCCGGCCCUCAGCUGUCUUACUACAGUACCUCAUCUUUCCCCCAGAUGCACCACGGGCUCCAUCAGGGCCACCUGGGUCAGCUGUCCCCCCCACCAGAGACGCAGGGUCACCUGGAGACACUAGACCAGCUAAGCCAAGCUGAGCUCCUGGGCGAGGUGGACCGCAACGAGUUCGACCAGUACCUGAACUCCACUGGGGGCGGCUUCCAUCCCGAGCAGGGCGGCAGCAUGACUGUUACUGGACACAUCCAGGUGGCGUCUGCCGCCACCGCCUCCGCCACCACGUGUCCCAGCAGCACCACAGAAACCAGCCUCAUUUCGGUGCUCGCGGAUGCAACGGCGGCCUACUACAACAACUACGGCAUCUCAUAAGCACCCACUACACCUGUGACUGAUCAGAGACACUUCAGGGUUUAUUGUGGGUGAAGAAUACUGGGACGAUGUUGCGUUCGGGUGCUAGCGGCGAAAGCGUUCUUUGCUCUCGUUUGUAAUUUUUCAGAUCUCGUAUUAGCAUCUAUGAGCAACUUCCUCCCGCCACCGAGUGAAACCUGAACUGAUUACUGAGCAAUAUGAUUGUCCGGAGCCGAGGAAAGAACAAAGAAUCGAAUCGGAGGAGUCUGAAGAAAGGGGAGAUGGACAACUCAGGGAUGCAGACACAAAACACUAUAGUAUGCCACCUCCAGUUGUCAGAGAACAAUCGUAAAAGACUUUGUCGUCCACUUGUAAAUGUCACCAGUAACUGUCGCCGGCGCGGCGUGUACAGAUGCUCUUUAGAAGCUAAUUUAAGUCCUUUGAUGUUUUCGCAUAAAUGCUAACUGUAACGCUACUAUCAACGCUUUCCCCAUUCGAAUGUUUGUAUCAUACAUGUUCUGGCUCUCAUUAGUUUGGGAGUCUUACCUCAGUAGUUGUAAUUGAAUGAGGUUUCCGUUGGACAUUUCUUAUGCAAUCUAACAAAACGGUGUAUCAUGAAGAAAAAAGGCGUUUAUACUUCCUCUCAAGUACUUAAUAAUAUAUAAUCAUAACCUCUACGAUGGAAAAUAAUAAUGGUAACUAUAACUGUAUGCUGAUUUAGGUUUGUGAAAGACAAUAAUUUAAAAAUAAAGUUCAUUUUUUAUAUAAAAAAUGCAGAGGGAUUACUUUUUAUCAUUUCAUUCUUACACCUAAAUAAGAGAUACUGGGAAUAACUGAUACGCUUAAAGGCAUCACGCAGGAGCAGGUGAGACACAAAUAUCACGUCCAUACACAGCACCAAAUUAAUACAAUAAUAUUCACGAAUGAAAAUCAAUAUUGGAGUUAUUUUACACUCUAAGAUUUCACACACAAAUUGGAUGACAGUGGUGUGUGUUACUUGUCCAUUCUUCUACUUCGGGCUCAGUCUAGUUGCUGCACUGGCGUAUACUGGCCCAUUCUGACACCCACUCCCCAUGCUUGCUGCUUUUUUUUCCACCCUCCCAUCACACCAGCCUUCUCCAUCCGUCUCCUCUUGCUUUCAUUUCAUCCCGGUUCAGAGGAUUAGUGUAAAACAGGCACAGCCGUCGCCGCCCGCCUCCAUCUCCACCGUC